Molecule: messenger RNA, 1628 nt
Organism: Psammomys obesus (fat sand rat)
Lineage: Eukaryota; Metazoa; Chordata; Mammalia; Rodentia; Muridae
Gene: Pla2g12b
Product: phospholipase A2 group XIIB
Exons: 2
Coding region: 20-304 (94 amino acids)
Biological process (GO): lipid catabolic process; arachidonate secretion; phospholipid metabolic process
Cellular component (GO): extracellular region
Molecular function (GO): calcium ion binding; A2-type glycerophospholipase activity
Source: RefSeq, a predicted model, not a curated record
CCCUGCUUCACUUUCACAGAUGGACUUGGGCAUUCCAGCAAUGACCAAGUGUUGCAACCAGCUGGAUGUCUGCUAUGACACCUGUGGUGCCAACAAAUACCGCUGUGAUGCAAAAUUCCGAUGGUGUCUCCACUCCAUCUGCUCCGACCUCAAGCGGAGCCUGGGCUUUGUCUCCAACGUGGAAGCCUGUGAUUCUCUGGCUGACACCGUGUUCAACACCGUGUGGACCUUGGGCUGCCGCCCCUUUAUGAACAGUCAGCGGGCGGCCUGCAUCUGUGCGGAGGAGGAGAGAGAAGAGCUAUGAAGACAAGGCGAUUCUGCCAGACUUUCAGUCACACCAGGGCUCAGUUUCAGAAAUGGUGCUGUGACGGAGGUACCGUCCUUGUCCUUUCUUCCAACCCUUCGGAGACCACAAGCUGGAGAAGGGAAACAGCAGGCCUUGUCUUUUGAGAAAGUUAAGAAAAAGAUGUGCAGAGUCUGAAGACUGUUUACGCUAACAUUGGUCGCCCCAGCUAAGACACACACACCUGGAAAUUCAGUUCAGCUGGAAGAGAACUAGCUCCUGCUAUCCCUAGAUCUGAUCAUGAUAGUCAUAAGCCAAAUCUGGGGGAGCCCAAACACUUAUUUGGGAGAUAAGGACUUUUCUCUGGUCCACGUUUCAGUUGCCAGUUUAGCACCUCACAUUUAAUAAAGCGCACUUUUUAGAAAACUUGAAGAGAGAUGAAUGAAUUCCAUUUUCAUGUACAGUUCUAUUUCACUUGAGGACAGAAUCCAGGCUGGUAAGUUCUGCCCAUGAGGAUGCUAAGGGUGCUUAAGAGACAAACCCUGGGCAAGCAGGCCCUUGUCAAUAAAGGUUGGGUGGGGUUAGGGUCCUGAGGGUCCAGGGCUCCUCCAGUGGCCACUCCUAUGGGUAUGCCCCCAUUGGCAUGCUCAGACUCCAAGCUGUGUGAGAGUCAUUUGAAGAUCCGAGAUGUGUCUGGUUAGGGUAGAAGACGUGCCUACAAAUGACAGGAAGUGACGCCAUUCCCUCAACUGUGGCCCUCAGCACUGACUGUGGAUUAGGAGUACUUGUGGGCCCUUAAAUGUAGCCAGUCAAGCCUGGGGCUGUGCCCAGGCUACUUCCAACACUGAAGGUAUUCUGUUGCUCCCAGAAGGCCAUCAGUGUAGAUCAUAAUUAGCCAACAAAGCCACACCAGCCAGAUUGAGCCCAAGGCCCGCUGUUUUGUACAUUUUCAAAUGCAGCCACAUUUACUUUCAUCUUUGUUUAAAGCUGCUUUCACUGUGUAAUGUCAGAGAGAGGUUAUGACAAGGACUGAAAGACCCCAAAGUCUAAAACAGUCACCUUUGGCUUUGGUUUCUGACCCUAAAUUCUCACUUCCUCUCUUCCCCCUCCUAAUUUCAUUAAGUUGAACCAGAAUUGUCAAUCAUCCCUCGUGGCAAUUAGAGAGAGAGAGAGAAGAAAUGAAUCGUCCAUUGCAGCCUCUUUGAGAAAGAAAAAGAAACCUUUGUUGAUUAUAUGUAAAGUCAGAGUUAACUGGAGUAUCAAGGAGCCAAAUUCAGCUGCAGAUAACAUUCAUCUUUGUAGUUUAUGAUAUUUAUUUCAAUAAAAUUUAUUGAGCACCUGCAAA